AUGGACGACGGAGACGCUACCGCGGCGGCGCGGGCAGACCUAGGUUGGGCAGUUCGCAUUGCAGUGAGCAGCUCAGCACGGAACGGACUAGUAGGAGUCGGCGGGGCCGUCGACCUCCCAGUGUCGGUACGGGGAGGACCGAAGGUUGAGCCAUUCUCCUUCACACUCGGCACGAGGAUGGAGCAGAACCCGUUCUCCGGAGAGCUGGCAGCCGUGGCAUGUGCGCUUCGGCGCCUGCCGGAGCUGCGGUACCGCAGCAUUGCACUCUUGACGAGCAACAAAGCAGCCGCCCUCACACUUCGCAACCCUCGCCAGCAGUCCGGCCAAGAGUAUGUUGGAUGCAUAUAUGACUCCAUCGAAGCACUCAGGCGCGACGGAAACAUGGUGGCGGUCGAGUGGAUACCUACCAGCGCUGGCAACAGGCUUCUGCAGAGUGCCAAGGCGCAGGCGCGUGAUGCCAUCAGGGAAGGCGCCAUACCGUCGCUGAAAUUCCCAAGAGUGCGAUCGACGACGCUUAGUGUGGCUCGAUCGAAUGAAUCACUGCAUCGUUAA
Messenger RNA from Drechmeria coniospora, 552 nucleotides. RefSeq lists its product as uncharacterized. NCBI's taxonomy places the organism in Eukaryota, Fungi, Ascomycota, Sordariomycetes, Hypocreales, Ophiocordycipitaceae. Bases 1 to 552 code for a protein of 183 amino acids. Gene Ontology annotation, molecular function: nucleic acid binding. The transcript has a single exon. The record is from RefSeq and is a predicted model, not a curated record.